CGAGGCUUGCCUGGACCGCGGGGACCUCCAGGGUCACCUGGCAAGGAUGGCAUUGAUGGACAACCUGGGCCCCCAGGUCUGCCAGGACCACCAGGCCUCAAAGGAUCAAGAGGGAAGCUUGGGAAGAAAGGAGAAGCUGGUUUACCAGGCCUUCCUGGGGUAGAUGGUUUGACAGGUUUGGAUGGCCCGCCUGGACCAAUAGGAUCCCCAGGAGACCGAGGAAGUAUAGGAGCAGCGGGAUCUGUUGGGCCAGCGGGCAAAGGACCGGCAGGGCCACCGGGAUCUCCAGGUACCAGUGGUUUUCCAGGAGGAAGGGGACAAAAAGGCUCACCGGGACCUUCUGGACUUCCGGGGUUUCCUGGAUCACCUGGAGCUCCAGGACCACCCGGUCUCCCUGGAGCGUUUGACCAUACUAGAGAUCUUCAGUGUCCAUCGCUCUGUCCCCCGGGCCUUCCAGGACCACCGGGAAUACCAGGAUUCAAGGGGCACACCGGUGAGAAAGGAGAAGCAGGAGAAGUCGGCAAAGACGGGGAGAAGGGUUUGCGAGGGCCACCAGGCCCAGCAGGGCCUCCUGGUAACAUUGGAUUGCAGGGUCCCCGAGGAUUAAGUGGAGAAGUUGGGCCAAUCGGUCUUAUUGGCGACAGGGGAGAUGUUGGAUUCAGAGGGCAGCCUGGAAUGCCAGGGCCUCCAGGAAAAGCGGGGUCCCGUGGUGACAGAGGCCAUCAAGGUUUUCGAGGUCCAAAGGGCGAUUCGGGUCCACCAGGUCCAAUCGGAGCUGCUGGGAGCGCUGGGCCUCGCGGAGAACCUGGCCUACCUGGAAAAAAUGGGAGAGACGGAGCACCUGGACUCGAUGGUGAGAAGGGCACUGCUGGUCGUUCUGGUGCUCCUGGGGAGAAAGGCCCUCAUGGACUCCCUGGACUACCUGGGAGCGCAGGCACUAAAGGAGAAAAGGGCCAACCUGGAAGCCCUGGAGAAAUGGGAGAGUCUGGUCCUUCAGGAGAACCAGGUGUACCUGGAAAUCAAGGUGUCCCUGGGGAAAGAGGUGAACCUGGCCCAAGAGGAGCUCCUGGACAACCUGGUCUACAAGGACCUAUGGGAGCAGCAGGUGUAAGAGGUUUCCAGGGUCGUGCCGGACCGAGUGGGGAACCGGGCCGACCUGGUGCCACUGGGCUACGGGGUGAAUCCGGCGACCAGGGUCCUACUGGGGUUUCGGGACCCAAAGGUAACCAGGGCAUUGCUGGGAGACAUGGACUACCAGGAAGUAAAGGAGAACUGGGCACCUUUGGAUCUCCUGGACAGAAAGGGGAAGCCGGACAGAGAGGAGAGCCUGGGCCGAAAGGAGUCCCUGGCCCCAACGGAACUGCUGGACUCCCAGGAAUUCCAGGCCAUCCUGGCAAAAUGGGUUUACAAGGAGAGCAAGGAAUCCCUGGGACUGUGGGGAAACCAGGCCCUCCGGGAAAAGAAGCUAGUGAAGAACGCAUCCGAGAACUCUGCGAUGGAAUGAUCAGCGAGCAUGUUGCCCAGUUAGCUGCUAAUUUAAGGAAACCCUUGGCUCCUGGACUUAUGGGGAAGCCCGGGCCCGCUGGACCUCCGGGGCCUGCUGGGGCAAUAGGGAGCAUUGGACAUCCUGGGGCUCGUGGCCCACCUGGAUACAGGGGACCCCCCGGGCAUUUGGGAAUUCCUGGUCCCAGAGGGGACUCAGGCGAGAAGGGAGACAAGGGAGUCCCUGGCAAAGGCGUUGAUGGACCUGUUGGAGAUCAAGGACCGCAAGGACCACCAGGUGUUCCUGGAAUCAGGAAAGAUGGUCGGAAUGGUGCGCCCGGGGAUCCUGGGUUACCAGGGGACACUGGAAGACCAGGCUCAGCUGGAGCACAAGGAACUCCAGGACUCUGUGACACAUCUGCCUGUAUGGGAGCUGCUGCUAGCGGGAAAUUCAAGAAUCGUAAAGCUGCAUGAAGUUGAAUGAAAUGAGGAAAGGGAAGCAUGACAUUCAAUGGAAUUGUUACCAAAAGAGAAUAUUUGUAGCUCAA
This is a messenger RNA of Ahaetulla prasina, 2030 nucleotides long. It is a transcript of the gene COL9A3, whose product is annotated as collagen type IX alpha 3 chain. The record is from RefSeq and is a predicted model, not a curated record. NCBI's taxonomy places the organism in Eukaryota, Metazoa, Chordata, Lepidosauria, Squamata, Colubridae. Bases 676 to 1956 code for a protein of 426 amino acids. The transcript has 31 exons.